UAAUUUUAUGUUAAAACGUCAAAUCAUGUUCUGUAAAUGAAUAUAUUAACAAACAAUAGUCGCUCUUUUCUAUUGAAAAAAUUGUAAGGUAAACAUUUAUAAUGUGGGUUUAAAAUAUAUUGUUGCAGUGCUUCCGAGUGUUUGAUGAGAGAGGGUUGGGGGUGCUGAGUGUCCGAUUAGUUUUGAUAAUGUCGGUCCUUAUUCAAUAUUAUAAUGAUUUUAUAUCGAGAUCAGCAGAUCCCCGAGUAAAACAAUGGGUCUUCAUGGACAACCCUCUACCAACACUGGCCAUAAUAGCAGUGUAUCUGUUAUUAGUUUUGAAAAUAUUACCGCUUUACAUGAAAAAUAGGAAACCAUUCAAUUUAACACGAAUCAUAAGGUUAUACAAUAUAUUUCAAGUAGUUGCGUGUAUUUUACUUAUUUAUAUGUACUUGACAGCAGGAUGGAUACAAGGUGAAUAUAGUAUCGGUUGCGCUCCAGUUGAUUGGUCCAAUAAACCAAAUGCGCUACGAAUGGUCGGUACUUUCUACUGGUUGUAUUGUUUGAAAGGUGUGGAAUUGGUAGAAACAAUAUUCUUUGCCUUGAGGAAAAAGUUCAAUCAAAUAUCUGGUUUACAUGUUUAUCAUCACAGUUCGACGUUUUUCUUAACCUGGAUUGGAUGUAAAUUUGUAGGAGGUGGUAUGGCAUCGGUUCCGUCAAUGUUGAACUCCUUUAUACACGUGCUUAUGUACACCUAUUAUUAUAUGUCAUCGCUAGGACCAGAAUGGCAGAAAAAAUUGAGACCAUGGAAACCGAGACUAACUAUAUGUCAAAUGAUACAAUUCACAAUAUUGAUAAUUCAUUCAUUGAGCGCUUUUCAUCCAGAAUGUGAUAUACCUAAAUACUUCAUGUUAUUGUAUCUCCCAAAUCUGGUAUUAAUUUUCAAAAUGUUCUACGAUUUUUACAAGGAUAGUUACAAAUCCAAAUCCGCAUCUCUGAAUCAUCACCAAAGAGAAAAGAAGAUAUCAUAACAAGUUCCUACCAGUAACAACUAGAAAAUUAUGUGUUCAGAGAAACUUAUGAUUGGACAAAAAAGGAAAGAACAGUGACUAAACAUUGAAUGUCAAUUUAUCUUUUGGGUUGUCCAGUAUUGUAAAGUUUUUAUAUCUUCCAAGUUAAAAACCGACUUUUUUGUAUCUAUGUAAGAAAAAUAAAACACUGUUCGUACA
Molecule: messenger RNA, 1208 nt
Organism: Diorhabda carinulata
Lineage: Eukaryota; Metazoa; Arthropoda; Insecta; Coleoptera; Chrysomelidae
Product: elongation of very long chain fatty acids protein AAEL008004-like
Exons: 5
Coding region: 189-1010 (273 amino acids)
Biological process (GO): fatty acid elongation, saturated fatty acid; fatty acid elongation, monounsaturated fatty acid; fatty acid elongation, polyunsaturated fatty acid
Cellular component (GO): endoplasmic reticulum membrane
Molecular function (GO): fatty acid elongase activity
Source: RefSeq, a predicted model, not a curated record